This is a messenger RNA of Micropterus dolomieu (smallmouth bass), 1651 nucleotides long. It is a transcript of the gene mob3c, whose product is annotated as MOB kinase activator 3C. The record is from RefSeq and is a predicted model, not a curated record. Gene Ontology annotation, biological process: positive regulation of protein phosphorylation; signal transduction. Gene Ontology annotation, cellular component: cytoplasm; nucleus. The transcript is spliced from 5 exons. Gene Ontology annotation, molecular function: protein kinase activator activity. The coding region runs from base 579 to 1229 and encodes 216 amino acids. NCBI's taxonomy places the organism in Eukaryota, Metazoa, Chordata, Actinopteri, Centrarchiformes, Centrarchidae.
AAUUUCAAUGGAUUCCAGCAUGGUUAAACACCAUGUCGUAUAAGGUUACAUCAUCUCUGACUCAGACUAACCACACUAAAAGCAAAGAAGAGCUCGAAACAAAGCGUGACCCUUGCAUGUACUGAGUCCUUUCUGGCUAAAAGUGAACCGUUAGAAACAGUUACAACGUUUGGCCAGCAGUGCUGCUGAGGGAAGUUGGAGCCUCUCGGUCUGUUAGUGGCCGGCAGGGAAGGAGAAGAUCCAGAGGACGGGGGCAGAGCCGCUGGAGCUGUCCUCCACAGGGAGUUUAAAGUCAAGGGGUCUGGCGCAUGAAUCCUCCCUGAACUUCCCAAGACUUUCCACCACAUUCCAGACCCUCUGCUGUAGGAUUUCAGCCAGAAACGUCCUGCCAUUUGAAAACAAGAGCUCCCUGCAAUCUGUACAUGACAGACGCUGACCCCCAGUGACCUUAAUUUCCGAGCCGAAACCAGCCUGGUUCCAUAUCUCGGGAAGGUCAAACUUUAUCACUCCAAACUCCAAACAAAUUAUUAUUCUGGAGAUCUUAUUUUCCCCUUAUCUCAGGGGAAACGACUGAGUCAAUGGCGUUGUGUCUUGGACAAGUGUUCAGCAAAGACAAAACAUUCAGGCCUAGGAAGCGGUUUGAGCCGGGCACUCAGCGCUUUGAACUCUACAAGAAGGCCCAGGCCUCGCUCAAGUCCGGCUUGGACCUGAGGAAAGUGGUCCAGCUGCCGGAGGGAGAGAACAUCAACGACUGGAUUGCCGUUCAUGUGGUGGAUUUCUUUAACAGGAUCAACUUGAUCUAUGGCACGAUGAGCGAGUUCUGCACCGAGCGCACGUGUCCCAUCAUGUCUGGGGGGUUGAGGUACGAGUACAGAUGGCAGGACGGUGACGACUACAAGAAACCCACCAAGCUGCCCGCUCUCAAGUACAUGAACCUGCUGAUGGACUGGAUAGAGUCACUCAUCAAUAAUGAGUAUAUCUUCCCCACCAGAGUAGGCGUACCUUUCCCCAAGAACUUCCAGCAGGUGUGCAAGAAGAUCCUGAGCCGUCUCUUCAGGGUCUUUGUGCAUGUUUACAUCCAUCACUUUGACAGUAUCUGCAGCAUGGGCGCAGAGGCCCACAUCAAUACCUGCUACAAGCACUACUACUACUUCAUCUCAGAGUUCAACCUUAUUGAUCACUCUGAGCUGGAGCCCCUGAAAGAGAUGACAGAGAAGAUAUGCAAUUAAACAAAACCACAUGGACAAAGGAGUUUACAUUUUGGCAGUAUCUGAGCCCCGCGAGAAAUCAUCGGCUUCAAAACACUCAAAACAAAGAACAAUUUUUCAAGACAAGUUGUACGAGUGGUUUUGUUGACAUAACUGGGAAGGUCCACUGACUUACCAGACUUCUUCAGAUGGUGGCAUUGUGCCCUCCCAGAGGAUUUAUUUUACAGUAAUUACAAUAGUUGAUGCCAUCAUUAUACAAGUUUGCGUUGGUUUAUAAUACUACAUCUCGUGUACUCGUGCUUUUUCUUUCCUCCUGUGCAUGUAUGUUUGUAUUUGACCUUUUUAUAUACAGUGUUGACUCUUAUUUUGUUGAAUGAAAGUUUGUUUUUUAUUUGAUGUCAGUGCUUUUACAGUUUGAACAUAAAAAUGCAGCCUUAAAAUGA